Capsella rubella is the source of this 471-nucleotide messenger RNA. RefSeq lists its product as uncharacterized. The coding region runs from base 1 to 471 and encodes 156 amino acids. The transcript has 4 exons. NCBI's taxonomy places the organism in Eukaryota, Viridiplantae, Streptophyta, Magnoliopsida, Brassicales, Brassicaceae. The record is from RefSeq and is a predicted model, not a curated record.
AUGGGGUUCAAGAGAGGAAGUGUAGACAAAACCUUGUUUAUUCCGCAAGUGGACAGAGAAAUGCUGAUUGUGCAAAUCUAUGUUGAUGACAUAGUCUGUGGAAGCACUCACCAACAUCUCGUGAACCUGUUUGUGAAAGCUAUGACUCAAGAGUUUGAAAUGAGCAUGGUCGGUGAGAUGAACUACUUCUUGGGAAGAUAUGCAAAGAGUCUUAUUCAACGGUUUGGGAUGCAAACUAGCAAAACUGCUAGAACACCAAUGAGCAUGACCACUAAGCUAUCAAAGGAUGAGAGUGGAGAUUUAGUUGAUGAGAAGCUCUACAGAGCUAUGAUUGGAAGCGAAUCCAAAGCAUCUCACUUAAAUGCAGUCAAACAGAUUCUGAAGUAUGUCAAAGAUUGGGCAGGAAACCUAGAUGAUCGAAGGAGUACUUCUGGUGGGUGUUUCUUUUUGGGGAACAAUUUGAUUUCAUGA